UUACUGUUUGCAACGGGAUACGAGGCAUGCGGGGAGCAGCUGCAGUCGGUACCGGCGCCGCGGGGCCGCGCAGGCAGGAGGGCCAGGUCUGGGACUCGGUGAAGAAGGGAGCCUUCAUCCUGGGCUCGGGCCUCUUCGUCCUGCUCGCCUUCCGGAACUCCCUCACGUGGCACCUGCAGCGCUUCUGGGGCGCGUCGGGGGACUUCUGGCAGACUCAGUGGACGAAGCUCCAUCUCCUGCUGGGCGGCAAUGAGUGGGCCUUGUUCUUCGUAGCGACCAUGGUGGUGCCCACCCUUGCGUUCUGGCUGUUCAACGCGGUGCUCAUGGUCGCCGACCUCACUGGGAGACCUGCCUUCAUCACCAGAUACCGGAUCCAGCUGGGCAGGAACGACCCAGUAGGCUCAAGCUGCUCUCGCUGCUCACAGAAACAUCCGCGUGGACAGAUUCUUACAGACAGAUUUGUUUUUUUUAAAAGGGCGUUCCCGGGGCAGCAGGGGGCGGUCGUGUCCAGUGGGGUAAAGACGUGCAUCUCUUCCAGGCUGUUCCACCACCCUGCGCUGUACAAACACAUCCACAAGGUCCACCACGAGUGGACGGCGCCGGUCGGCGUGGUCGCUCUGUACGCCCAUCCGCUGGAGCACGUGCUGUCCAACAUGCUGCCGGUGCUCCUGGGCCCCGCCCUGCUGGGCUCCCACGCGGCCACCACCAUGCUGUGGUUCACCCUGGCCCUGCUGGUCACCACGGUCUCGCACUGCGGCUACCACCUGCCCCUCCUGCCCUCGCCCGAGUUCCACGACUUCCACCACCUCAAGUUUAACCAGUGCUACGGGGUGCUGGGAGUGCUGGACCGGCUGCAUGGCACUGACGCCACCUUCAAGCAGACCAAGGCCUACGAGCGCCACCUGCUGCUGCUGAGCCUCACGCCCCUCAGCGAGAGCAUCCCUGACGCGCCCAAGAAGGACCAGUGACCCCCCCCCCGCAUGGCUCCGCCUGCCAGCAGCCGGGCACCCCACCCUCCGAGCUGGGAGAGGCAGGCAGGACUGAAGCACUGCGCUUGCACCUUCCUGAAAUGUUUCUACUCUUUCAGCUCUUUGUGUGGCAGUGCUUUUUGUAUUUUUUAUUUUGUCCUUCAGUCUUAUUUUAGUAAUCCUAACUGCACAUUCCGUGGUUUACACUGAACUUCAGAAGCCUUAAAACAAACAAGCUUUCUGAGAAAGGAAUGGGAUUAUAAAAACAAAUCUGGGUUUGGACCAAAUACCGAACACUUAGAACACAACAGCCAUUUUAAACUGAUUACCAUGAACAGCGGGUACUAAACUUAAAUGCUGAGACAAUCAUUUAAUUACUGCACAUAUAAUUGCAAAUCUACAGAACAAGGAAGAAUGAAUAUAUUUUUUAAAACUGUUCCAGGAACAUUUACAAAUAUGAUUUAAAUUCCUGACAUAAUGCAUCUAUUUUUUUAAACCAUCUUCAAAUUAAACUGCUCCAGGUUUUAAGACUGAAGAAACUAUAAAAUAACUCAUUUAGCAAUUGCUCUUUGCAUUCCUUCAAGAACUUUAUCCCAGUUGUCCCCCAUCAAAGCAGUGUUAAUCUAUAGCUUCUUUCUUUACAAUGCAGUAUUUUAGUAUAAAUCAUGACCACAUUUGUUUACCCCGACACACCAAUCGCUUACUUCUCUGUAAAGUAGACGCAGGAGCUGUCUGGAGAACAUUUUCACAGGUGGAUGUUUUAAGUUAACAGGUAUGUGCGUGCCUGGACUAUCAAACCUUUGAGGUUGUGAAUCCUGGAUAUGAACUUCAAAAGGCAAAAUAAAAAAUUAUCUUGAGUAUCUUUUUCCUCACCCACACAGA
Messenger RNA from Lepisosteus oculatus (spotted gar), 1850 nucleotides. NCBI's taxonomy places the organism in Eukaryota, Metazoa, Chordata, Actinopteri, Semionotiformes, Lepisosteidae. The record is from RefSeq and is a predicted model, not a curated record.